AUGCCGGGGCCAAUGAGCUUCAGAAAAAGAGCGGUCGGAAGUACAGACAAAGACGCUCGGCCGGUUCUGCAGACGGUCGGGAAGAAUCAGGUUGCGGAGGCAGUGAACGGAGCAGUGGUGGCGGUGGCAGAGGUUGAGGUUGAAGCCAAGGAAACACGCUCACAACAUCGCGAGACAGAAGACCAGCUCACAACGCAGGCGCCGCCACCAACACCACCAAAGUCACUGGCCAUCACGGCGAGUCUGGAUCUUCAUCGCCCGUGA
Messenger RNA from Sporothrix brasiliensis 5110, 264 nucleotides. RefSeq lists its product as uncharacterized. The coding region runs from base 1 to 264 and encodes 87 amino acids. NCBI's taxonomy places the organism in Eukaryota, Fungi, Ascomycota, Sordariomycetes, Ophiostomatales, Ophiostomataceae. The transcript has 2 exons. The record is from RefSeq and is a predicted model, not a curated record.